Molecule: messenger RNA, 713 nt
Organism: Scutellospora calospora
Lineage: Eukaryota; Fungi; Glomeromycota; Glomeromycetes; Diversisporales; Gigasporaceae
Source: the annotation of a GenBank genome assembly
AUGAUAUGAAUAUUCUUUCAAGUGAUGAUAUAGCUAAAACUUUUAAGCAAUCACAGAAAAAAAUCGUUAAAAUUCGAGAAGAUGUAUUAUUACUCUUUGGCUUUAAAACCAGAGCUAAAAGAAUACCAGAUCUUAAUACUACAAUAAAAUUUAUUAAUGCAAUAUUGAGUAAUUGGUACGGUUAUACUAUCAGAAGUAGUACAACUCAUAUAGGUUCAAGAACUAAUAGAGUAUGGAAGAAAACUUAUUGGAUUUAUCGCAAACUAUAUAGUAGAGAUAGUUUUGUAACUCAAGAAGAAAUAACAGCUAUAAAGGUAAAUAAUUCUAAAUAUUUUCCUAUAAAUCCAAUUUUUCUAUUAUAUAAACCAGAAUUGAUUGAUGAAACUCAGGAUCUUUUCGAUUCUAUACCUAUUACUAAUAAUAUUACUUCAGAAUGUACAAAGUAUGAAGUUUCUGACUUAUCUAAUAAUGAGAUUGAUGAAAAAGAUUUAUUCUUAGAAAUGCCAGCUCAAUAUGAUGCAGAACAUAGAAAGAAUUCUUCUCAAGAAAUAUACUACAUUGAUAUUACUACUUUUGAAGCCAAUACAUAUGAGAAAGAAAUAUCUGAUUUUUUAAUUUCUUUAUAUUCAGAGUUUCUCAUUAAAAUGAAUCUGAUGUGGAUAUACUUAUCUUCUAUCUACAACAAAAAUUUCAAAUGUCUUAAGAAAAGUUAG